This is a messenger RNA of Myotis brandtii (Brandt's bat), 3433 nucleotides long. Its product is annotated as spermatogenesis-associated protein 31A1-like. The record is from RefSeq and is a predicted model, not a curated record. The transcript has 3 exons. The coding region runs from base 330 to 3347 and encodes 1005 amino acids. NCBI's taxonomy places the organism in Eukaryota, Metazoa, Chordata, Mammalia, Chiroptera, Vespertilionidae.
GAGAGUGCCUGCAAGAACUGGAAAAGGCUCGGAGCCUAAUCACUCUUCUUGGAAGCCACCUGGAGAGGCCCCCUGAACAGGGCAGCUUUCGUCAGCGCUCCCAUCAAGACCCCUCUGCCUCAUCACAGUGGGAGUCCCAGCAAGAGCACCUGUCUCACCACCCACCAGAGGCCUCGUUCCAGGAAGACCCCACAGACAGACAGGCAGAGGCUGGGGGCCUCUCUUUGCUCAGCUCUGAUGAGCAGAACCUCCUGGAGAUACACAUCGCAAAGAGAAUCAACAUAACGAUUUUGAAAGAAAAUGAAAAAUAUGCAUUAUAUCCAAAACAAAUGAACCCAAACUACCACCCGCACUCUUUGGGGAAUACGUGGAAAUCACUGGGUGCUGAGCAGGACACCACAACCCCCCAACCCUUCUGGAGCAUGGAGGACGAACAAGAACAACUGCAUAGUCCUCUGCAGCUCUACAGCCAGCUUUUUUGGGGUCUCCCCUCCCUGCACAGCGAAUCCCUGGAGGCUACUGCCUGGACAUCCAAGGGCUCUUCCACAUUACAGCCUCCACCUUUCUUAUUCAAUGGCAUCUCGAGUGCCUGCCCAGUUCAACUGCAGGUUACAAUGCCUCCACUGCUCUCCCAUUCCCAGCACAUGUCUCACUUGGAGUUCCAAUCUCCACCCUUGCUUCCAACCAUGCUUCAAUUACAGCCCCCACCUCUGGCUCAGGUCCAGGCCCGGGGCCAUCUCCCAUCCUCUCUACCAACCCUACCACCUUCUUCUCCACCUCAGAUGAGGGGCUGUGGAGUAUCAUGCCCGACAGCCCAGAAUAAGCCACAAUCUUUAAUCCCAGUUGAGAUUCAACAUCCAGAAAGGCCCUUGUUGCAGAAGCAAGUAGAAAGUGGGUGGGAUUUAUCCUCUGUAGUCAACAGAUCUCAGGAAGUCUUCAGUGUCUUCACAGCCAACCUUCCCAAGAACAGCAUCCUUCCUGAGAAUUUUCCAAUCAGCCCUGAGCCCCGGAAGCAGCUGGAGCAACAUCCCCAAAACUCGCAUAUGCAACACAGCUGGGAGCUGUCCCCCAAGAUCCGAGAACCUCCAGAACUAGGGCAACAUCAGAGCGAAUUACCAGGAACAUGUCAGGCAAAGGACAAGCAUGAGCCCUCACAGCCCUCUUCACUCACAGGUGAAAGCAGCAACGAUGCACAGAACGUGGGGCCUCAGCUAAGCCCCGAUACAGGGAAGGUCCCAGAAGAUCUCUCCAGGGGCUCAGAAAUCUCCUUAGUGACGUUUCAGAGGGGAGACUCUGAGGAGUCAGAAAGUGAUGUGAUGCUUUGGAGAAGGGACUCCAGAAGUGAUUUACUGAGGAACUUAGACAAAAAUCUAGAAAACACGCUAAAAGGCCACUUGGGCAGAAAGUUGGGACAGAUGAGCAAGAACCUGAUGAGUGUGCAUGGACCCUGGCUUCCUGUCAACCACUCUUAUGCCACGGCUGACACUCACAUGGAAACCAAAAAUCUGGGAAUCUUAAAUGGCUGGGAACCCUGCUUGAACGCCUCUCACGGGGCCUUCUUUCUCGAUACAGACAUUCAAAAGGUGCUAGAAGCACAUGUUACAAAGUUCUGGGUGAAGCACCGGUGGGGCCUGCCCCUCAAGGUCCUCAAGCCCGUGAGUCUCAUUAAGUUGAAAAGGGCUCAAGCCUCACCCAUUCUGCAGUUCCCCCUUCCCCCCUCACCCAGCUGUGUAUCUGGGGCCUAUUCGAUAGUCAAGUUUGUUGAGUUCCCGGGAAAACCUCCUCAGGCCUGUCCAGGAGAGAAAGUGAAAACAGGAGACUCAGUUCCCACCCUGGCAAGGCCGCUCCUUGCCCCCUCACCUGUGUGUGAGGACAUGCAGAGUGCUCUGGGAGGGACCCCACCUGGUGCUGACCAUGGGCCUGCAAAGGCCUCUCUGACUAGACAGGUGGAGUGGGCCGAGAGGGGCAGCUUAGAUCUCAGUCCAAGUUCAGCAAUGGCCAGGAAUGAGCCAAGAGGGAAGAGUAGGAGCGGGGCCUCACAAGACCCCUUCAAUAGGGUAACAACGCUGGAGAUGAACUUAGGAUCCCAAUCUUUGAGGGCCAAAGAGGUGAAGGAGACAAUGGAGGCCAGUAGGUCCCCUGCUCUUGAACCAGAAUUUGGAACAAAUGUACAGACAACAUCCCAAAACAUCAGUGCACAUUUGAGGAAUGUGGAAGCUCCAAGGACCAGUAGCGUCUCCCUAUUCCCUAGAAUGUCUGUUCUCCAAGAUCCAGGAGAGCCAUGCCUUAAAAAUGAGGUCACUAAUGAACUUAAGUCCAAAGUGAAGGUACCGUCAAAGAACCAACCUCAAGACUGUCCCACACACAAGCCCCUUGCUGCAGACAACUUGGCUUCUCAGGUGCACCAUCGCCACUUCCAGAGAGAGCUCCCUGGAGUCAGGCUAGCUUCCCAUGUGUUAUGUGGCCUUAAGACACCCCAAAGGAGCAGCCAAGGGAAGCAGGAACCCAGGAUCUUAAAUGUUCAAGACUCUUGGAAGAAUCAGAGAGAAAUGAUCGUCCCUGCCUGUAAGAGAGAGAAUUGUAGGAGGCCCAACCCAAGAGAGCAGGCAGAAGGGCCUGAGAAAUUGGGGACUUCUCAUACCAUUAGAAAGACCCCCUCUGCCAUGGCUAUGGGCACAGUAGACUCUGUUGGGAGGAAAUACCUUCAGCUGGGGCCAGAGAAGAAACAGGGUCCUCCAGAAAGUUUCUUCAGACAAAGAAUGAGGCUCUUUUUUCAGGGGAUUUUCUCUAAUAAAAAACUCAAAGGUCAGGAUGCUCUGCUAAACUACAAGCUCAAUUCACCCCCUGCCCAGGGCCAAGGACCAGUCAAAAGCAUAUCAAUUAUGGACCCCAAGAUCCCUGAGGCUCAGACACUCAUAACAACUGUAGGACAGAUUCUAGAGGAGAAAAUUGCCAUUCACCAUGGACUUCAUACCACAGCGUUAAAUGAGCACAUACAGGAACCCCAAGCCCCAGUGUGUGGGUGCUUUUGCUACAACAGGCUUCCCUUCUACUCAGAGAAAGGGGGAGUGAUGAGUCAUACAGCCUGCAGUCAGCAGGCCAACUCUAAGGACCAGAAUUGUUCCACUUGGGAAGGGCAAGUCCGACAGACAGAGUCCUUGGAAAGUAUCAGAUUCAAUGAUGAGCCCUUGGGCCUGAGUUGCCUCACAUCUCUGCCCCCCAAGAAGAUUUUGUCUCCAGUCCAUCUCUGCCAGGAUGGGCCAAAGGUGCCAGGUGCCCUAGGCCACCAUCAACACUGCCCGAGGCACUGUCUUUUUCAGGUGGGUGUCUUGCCUGGUCGACCAUAAACAUGUCUCUAUGAAAAAAAUCAGUCCAUUUUCUCAACACAUUCAAAAUAUUUAAUUUUCCUCAAUAUAUGUUUGUUUCCUCCUAA